AUGCAUCAGCCUCGAGGAGUUGGAUUUGGAAGAACUUAUCUUUUGGAAGGACAAUUGGACCUCGUUGGGUCCCCUCUUGGAUAUCACAGGAGAGUUGGGUCAUCGAAUCUAAGGGCUUCACCAGGAGGCUACGUGAAUUUGCAUCCGGAUGCAGGAAAUGAUAUAUAUCUAUGGAAGAUUGGUGAUGGUGUGGCCUUGGAUACCUUCUCUACCUCAAAGACUUGGUCUUAUUUGAACCCUCUUGGACCAAGAGUGACAUGGUAUGAGGCAGUUUGGUUCAAAGGAAGGAUUCCUAGGCAUGCUUUUAUUGUGUGGCUCAAUUCUAGGCACAGGCUGCAUACAAGGGAUCGGCUUCGUAGCUGGGGUCUAGUGGUGCCUCCUAUAUGUCUACUUUGCAAUACACAUGAUGAGUCUUGCCAGCAUCUCUUCUUUGAUUGUGUUUACUCCUCUGAGAUUUGGCUUUACUUCACGACACGAGCCCAUGUUUCUCCUACUGUCUUGUUUGAGGAUGGAAUUACAUGGCUGAAGAAUCCUUGUCAGGAUGAGAACACAGCUCUGAUUCUUCGUUUAGCGUGUCAAGCAUCGGUGUACAUACUCUGGAAGGAACGCAACUCUCUCAUUCAUACCAAUACAUUCAUCACGGCUCCUACUCGGCUUCUUGAAGUGAAAAGUAUCAUUCGGUGUCACUUGGAUCCUCUGUCGAGAGCUCAACGAAUUUCAUCCCCAUCAGACUCCUUUUUAGUUACCUGGUGUAACUCUUUUAGGAGGCACCAGUUUGUAAAAGGGUUCCAACCGUCUUCUAUUAAGAUUAAUGAAGGCUGUGCCAAAUUUUGA
This is a messenger RNA of Camelina sativa (false flax), 834 nucleotides long. NCBI's taxonomy places the organism in Eukaryota, Viridiplantae, Streptophyta, Magnoliopsida, Brassicales, Brassicaceae. The record is from RefSeq and is a predicted model, not a curated record.